AUGAUUGAAAUAAUAAGUUCAGAUAAUAGCAUUACUUCAGCAUCGGGAGAACAGAAGCAAGAAAAAGUCAAUGUUGCAGUAAAAGCAACGAUUAACACUCUAAACUAUGAUAGUUCAACAUCGGUCUCCGAAAAAACAUCAGCGAUAUCGGUCUUUGAAGGUACUUCACCAGAUGCUGAAAAGUUUUCAGACAACAAUACACCAUGGCAAAAUCCAUCGUAUUUCAGUUCUCGGUGGAAAGAGUAUCUAUUUAUCUUAACAUGCAUGCUAUCAAAUUUAUUGAACCAAGCUGGUCAAACACAAGCUACAUCAACCAUGAAUGUGAUAGGAAGUGCCUUUAACGCAGAUUCCUCUAGCAAAACAUGGCUAAUGGCAUCUUUUCCUCUUGUAUCAGGAUCCUUUAUCCUGGUAAGUGGUAGAAUAGGUGAUAUUUAUGGCUUGAAAAGAACCAUGAUUGGAGGGCUUAUAGUCAUGAUCAUUUGGUCAUUGAUUUGUGGCUUUGCUAACUACUCAAGCAGUGUUACUUUUUUUAUCAUUUGUAGGGCAUUUCAGGGUUUAGGAAUUGCAUUUGUGUUGCCGAAUGUCAUGGGAUUAGUUGGGAAUAUAUACAAGGUCGGGUCUCUUCGAAAGAAUAUUGUAAUUAGUUGUAUAGGCAUGUGCGCCCCUACUGGCGCAGCAUUUGGCGCCUUUUGGGCUGGUUUGAUCGCAACGAAGGCUGAAAAGCAAUGGCCAUGGAUAUUUUAUGCCUAUGCAUUUGCAGGCAUUCUAAAUUUGGUAUUGGCAAUAUAUUCAAUUCCGGAUACUGUUCCUGUAAAUGUACAUGGAUUUUCGAUGGAUUGGACAGGAUCUGUUGUUGGGGUUAUUGGUUUGAUAUUGUUCAACUUUGUAUGGAAUGAGGCGCCAAUAGUUGGAUGGGAAAAAGCUUACAUUAUUGUCCUUUUAAUUUUUUCCCUAUUAAUCAUCGUGGUAUUCUUCAUCUAUGAAAUCAAAUUCGCUAAAUCACCAUUGCUUCCGCAGGCUGUCACACACAAUCACAACAUUAUCAUGAUUCUAUCAGCUAUGUUCAUGGGUUGGGGAUCUUUUGGUAUUUGGACAUUUUAUUACUAUGCAUUCUUAUUGAAUCUAAGAGGAUACACACCAUUAGAAGCAGGUGCUAGCCAUUGUAUGUUCAUUCUAUGGGGAACAAUAGCAGCCUUUACUGUGGCUUUUACUAUCAAAAGAGUAGGCCCUUCAGUAUUACUAUUUUGUUCGAUGGUAGCAUUUACUGUGGGGUCUAUAAUGCUAAGUAUUACACCAGUUCAUCAAACAUAUUGGAAAAUGACUUUCGGUAUGCAAAUCAUUCUUGCAUUUGGUAUGGACCUUUCAUUUCCGGCUUCUUCUAUCAUCCUUAGUGACGCAUUGCCUAUGGAGUAUCAAGGCAUGGCAGGGUCUUUAGUGAACACAAUUGUAAACUAUUCCACCUCUCUGUGUUUAGGAAUGGGUACCACUGCAGAAAUUCAAGUGAACAAAAAUGGUACCGAUCUUUUGAAGGGGUACAGGGCUGCACUUUAUGUUGGAAUAGGUUUGGGAGUUGUAGGCGUUAUUAUUGCUGCCUUAUUUUUAUUCGAAUCUCUUCGGCAAAAACGUGGACGAACUGCAGCGCUAACUGCAAAAAAGGAUAUGAGCUAG
Molecule: messenger RNA, 1668 nt
Organism: Kazachstania africana CBS 2517
Lineage: Eukaryota; Fungi; Ascomycota; Saccharomycetes; Saccharomycetales; Saccharomycetaceae
Gene: ATR2
Product: Atr2p
Exons: 1
Coding region: 1-1668 (555 amino acids)
Biological process (GO): transmembrane transport
Cellular component (GO): membrane
Molecular function (GO): transmembrane transporter activity
Source: RefSeq, a predicted model, not a curated record